CAGAACUUGAAGUCGGAGCGAGAAAGAAUUUAACCGCUGAAAUAAUGAAUUAUUUAUCACGACUAAACAAAGAGGUGAAUUCAAAUGACUUCGCUCUGUGUUUUUACUGUAUCAUGCUCUGUUGAAUUCCGUGAUAAGAUAUUGUUGUCGAUCUACGUGACAUUGAGACGCGCAGUGCUUUCGUUUAAUUCAACAUCACGGUGAAGUUUACUUUUCUUUUAGGAAGUUUGCCACUUUGAACUGAAGCAAUCUCAGGAAAAAUACCCGGUUAAUUCAAGAGUCUACGGAGAAAAGACGUGCGAUGAGGAAAAUGAGGUGCGACCGAUGGGUUACGACAGAAUUUUUACAUCCACAGUAAUACUAAUUGCGGUGGUAAGUUCGUGUUUAGUUUGUUUCAGAAGCAUUCAAUAUUUGAAAAUUUCAUGAUCAGUCAUGCUCUUUAUGUGAAAGGAUGCCUCAAUAUGUGCUUUCAAUCGGGGCUAUAGCCAUCAAUGGCGGCAUUUUAAAUGAUUUUAUUCUGUACCGCUCGACAAUUGCAACUUAAGCGUAUUGUGACGAGGGCAUUAGCGGAGGCUACAGACUUUUUCAUCACCUGUGACGUAUAUUCUAGAACACUCACGAAUAACACAGGAAUCUCAUGAUAGAGUCUUACAUCACCCAAAUGGAAUCCAAAAAAUUUUUUCUCCUGCAAAACUUACCUGGCAGGGAGUCUAAUAGAACUUCGCUGUUUUUAUGACUACUUGGAGAACGCUGCUGUCUAUCUAAAGAAUGAGGAGCAAUUUGUAAAACGAGGCCAAACGGCUUUAGGAUAGUCGGUGAUUAAGCAAUUUAAAAAUUAUCGCUUUUUUUUUCGUUCUUUUAGCUUCAAGUACGCAUAGGCAGUUGCACUGCCUGCCAAGAUGGUGAAAUCACCUACCAAAGCAAUAAAGCGGGAGAAAAAGACAAAUGCGCCCCUUGUAUUGAUUGUCCAGAUGGAAUGGAACCAUCAAUUGCUUGUGGAACUGUCGCCAAGAAUGGAACACUCUUGCACUGUGGUGCGUGCAGGGAGGGAACCUAUUCAGACACAUAUGGGAAAGAACAGUGUACACCGUGUUCCUUAUGCUCUGCCGGACGCACAGUGACUCGGAACUGCUCUAGAACUGAGAACAGCCGUUGUGGUACUUGUAAACAUGGUUAUUACGAGAAGGAGGUCGUUGACGGUCUUAUAUACGACUGCGAGCCGUGCUCUGGCUGCUGUUGGGACGGUAAAGACGAAAUUGAAGACCAAUGUAAAGCUCAAAGACUCCCACGGCAUAGAAGAUGCAAACUAAGAAAGGCAGACAAUGAUUGUCAAAGGAUAAACAUGAUUAAACUAACUCCAAGCCCGACGACUCCACAACGAAAGUCUACAGCAGAGCGAAGAACAAAUAAACUGAAAUCUUUAGACAAAACGACACAACGGUCUUCAUCGACAACACAUCAAUCAUUCGUUAGCAGCAAUACCGUAACUGCAAGUGCUGCAUUCACUUCUUUUUUUCAGAAGUCAAUUGCGUUACAGCGACGGAGAAAUAAGACUUCCGAUGAAGGUCAUGGCAUAAGUAAAACAACUCUGAGCGUCGACACGAAGAGACCCAUAUCUGUUUCAAUCAGCAGCAGUGACGAAAUAAGUCGCAGUAUCAAGGCAGUUAUUGGUGUUUUGGCAUGUUUGAUUCUUAUUGUUUGCAUCAUUAAGAUAAAAACGAUAGCGAACUCUUUUAAAUGGGUGCGUUGUCGACCGUUCUGCAGAUCAAGGGACGCUGAACAAGAUGAACACACAGAAAGCGUUUUAUUGGAUAACAUUACAACACUGACAAAUGUUGAGCCACUUGGAGGUUGGUACUUACAUUAAGAAUUUAUUUAGCUAUGAGAAAAAUUUAGUUUUUACUUAGAAUUAUAAUUAGCCUGGAAGUAACAGACUAAGCGCGCGAUUUUGCUCUUCUUUAAGUAUCCGGGCUAUCGAUAUUUGACAGGAGCCCAUGAUAUAUUCAUUCCAAUAGUAUUUGUCGAAACGGAUAGCACAGUAAUUGAACUUUUUGUAACGCUAAAGUUUUUAUUCAGCCUCUCCUUCUUUCCUUUCUUUUUGCAGUACUCGUUUGCAUGAAAGAUUUGAAGUCUUGUUCACUAGAGAUAUAUGAAAAAGUAUGGAAACGACUGGACAAAAAGCUGGAAAACACCAGGAAGGGCAACUACAAGGAUGUAGCGUCAGAGUUUAAUUUUGAGGAAGAGGACAUUUGGGAAUUUGAGAAGGAACUUCACUCGUGUAGGUCAGGAAGUCCUUCUGAAAAGCUCUUAGAAAGCCUGGAAGCUAAAAGGCCUAAUCUAACCGUAUUAGAGUUUAUCAAAGUAUUGCAAAAAUCUACAAUACAGAGGAAAGACAUUAUUGAACUGUUGGAAAGUCAUAUUUAUAGACGUCCUAGGAUAAUGAAAAAUUAUUAAAAGUGGCCUGGAUUUGCGUUCUUCGUAGAGAUUUGCAAGGCUAGCGGCCUUGAAUGUGAAGCUUACUUUUCCUUACGAUAUGGACACGAUCGCGCUGCAUAUUAUAUACGUACUAAAAAUAUUUAGGUGAAUAUUAGAAAUUCUGAAAUGAGUUACAAAUGAUUCAAUUCUUGUACAAGCAAUUAAAGCGAAUGGAAAUUUGGACAUAAUAUUUAUCAUAUUUAUCAAGCAAAUUAAAAAUAAAAGCAAAAAAAAAAAAUUCUCGAAUCCAUGUAUUUUUUUUUAUGGUCAUUAGACGAUCACCCUGUUCUGUUGUCAAGCACGCAGGAAGCGGCUAGAGCACGAAAGAAGUUUAGGGAGAAACACGAGACGUAGUCGACGUAGUUGAGUGUUUCUCCCCACUUCUUUAGUGUUCUAGCCGCUUCCUGAGUGCUUUACAACGUAACAGAGCCAGUCGAGGCUUCUCUAUUUGUUUUGUAAUAAAGAAUUCGUUAAAUUCCCACGCAUUACUUUCAAUUUUUUUUAAAAAAACUUUAUUCCUAAAGCGAACAACAGCGUCGUCAGCAUGCUCUAUACUCUCAUAAAGCACGCUACACUAAGACAAUCAGAAUCCUUGUUAAAAUGUUUCAAAUAAUCUGAUUGGUUGAACGAGACUAAAGCUGUCAAAAAUGUCAAGCCAUCAAAGUUCACAAUCUGCAAUAGUUUACAAACUGAAAGAGUUCGUCAGGUCGAAUUUAUCUCUUUUGCUUGAAGUUUUUUAAGUCUCAAACACAGAAUCUAAAAGUGAAAUGGUCAGUGAAAUCCGGCCGAAUUGAAGCUCAUAACAACACUCGAGUUUUUUCACAUGACAAGUAGAAAACAAACAGCGUAAGGAGCGUGUUUUAGGAAUGAACCACGGUUGAAUUCACAGGAACAUAAAGAUUCCUCGGGAUGACAGCGCCGUAAAAUUCAGCUACUGUGACAGAUGUGGCCCUCCACACAAUGCAUCGUUUCACUCGAAAGGGCGGCCGAUGUAAUUUCUGAGGCUUGCUUGACUACGAGGACCGGAGAUCGCCAAGACGAGGUAGCCGUGAUGGACCUCAGCAUGAUCGCAGUCGCUCUGACACCGUUAUGAUUAUUUUGAAUUUUAAUCGCUAUGUCAUUUUGGCGAUAUUUUUCAUCAUUCCUGUUUUUUUCUGUCUUGUUUUUGAACAGAAACUAUAUAAGCUACACAAGUGAUAGCUGUAUUUGAUUUUUAUUACCGUAUGUAAGCUUGCAACCUAACUGAGCGUGAAAACCAUCAAAACUUGGACAGUCCAUUUCGUUUCCUCUUUGAGGAAUUUCGUCUCUGUUUAUAUUAUAAUAACGUAAAUUACGGCGCUUGGCUUGUUUACAAACCCUUGUUUGGUUCUGUACCAGAUCCCUUAUUCCGGCAUUCCUUUCAAUUAAGGAAAAAAGGAAGGGAGAAGUACGGGAAAUUAUGGUCGGACAUAAUUGAAUUCGACAGAUGGCGUGAUAUGUACGCGAAACAAGACAUUGUAAGACUCUUUGACGGGCUUUGAUCCUUAAAAUUAAUUCGUAUUAAUUUCCUUAAGGCUGCUCCUCAAUCCUCUAAAACAUCAUUUGUUCAGAUGUAUCACCAAAAUGUGAAUUAGAACAUUCUCGUACCCACUGGGAAUAUAAUUUCACCAAUUGCUAUUAGUUUACAACUGAAAUUAAAAUGACUUUGAUAAGUUCUCUUUACGGUGAUGCUUUUAACUAACUUCUGUGAUGAAAUGCUCUGGUAUGGGUGAACGUGGCAUUUCACUAGAUAAAGUUUACUUCACUUGCAGAUAGUUUACUGCUUGCAAACGAAAUAAUUUUUCAAAAGGAUACCCGGCUAAACUGACAAAGUGACCGUGAGAAAAACGAGGUCUUCACUCUUGAGAUGCGACAGAAUUAUGAUAACGAUAGAACUAUUUCUGGCUGCGGUGGCCCUUGGUAAGAUCGUCUUUAGAUUGAACCAUAAGCAAGCAGUAGUUUUUGUAAGAAGGGACGCUUCGUUGCCUUUUUUUUCAUCUCAGGUUAAUAGCCACUAAUAAUUGUAUUUGAUGAGAUAUAAUUCCGAACUUACCGUAACGUGAGAAGGGCAUUCAAGUUGGUCACAGAUUCCUUCAUCAUGCAAAAGAGGCAAGGCGGGGUGGAAGAGCUGGAAUAUGCAAGGCAUCGGCACGCAAUAGAUGGGGUUGGCCGGAUAAUGUGACGGCCUCAUGCGCGUACUGCUUUUGUGCCCCAUUAAAACUGAACAAAACAAGGCAACAACGAACGAAGAACCCUUUCAUGUAUCCCCCCUUAAAAUAAGUGCGUAGAGCGUACUACCACCCGUGUUUUGCGUUACUUGACCCUCUCUGUGUGUUAUAAUCAUUUUGGACAAUAGUUUCUAGAUUGGUCCAGACAUAGUAAGCGCGUAAUUUGAGUCGCAACCCACAACCUCCCACGAUAUGGGGUCAGUUUCAUCGAUCACUUAACACCUAUGCUAUUAAAUACGUGUUGUCUGGGAAUAGGCUUGGGCCCAUGCAUGGGGAAUCCCCCGAAUGAUGUCUUCAAAUCACAUCGUCUCGAUAGAGUAGAUCUAAGUUAGAAGUCCGGGUGUAGGCUCUAGAAGACUAAGUUUUUUUUUCAAAAAUCCUGUCAAGUGUUCAUUGCUGCUGUAUCUGUAUCGAUUGCCUACCACAAGCACAGAAAGUUCGAUUGUCUUGAAGAUACGCACUACACAGGCGGACUGCUCAGUACAGCGAAGAGCGACAAGUGGCGCGCACGCCUUCUGUGAGUGAGCUACUCAUUUCUGUUAGCAUCUGUUACUUCCUCGUGGAAAUCCGUAAAGUAUUAGACUCUAAAAUGGGAGAGCUAUUGUUACACAUUGCACACUCGGACUCAGCAAAUCCGACAUCGAGUGGGGUAUCUACCGCAAAGAAGGAUGCUAUCAUUGCCAUUUGUUUUGUUGCGCUGGUGAGUAAAGCUUUCAUCCUUUUUGUAAUAAAACGAUAAGCCCACGAAAUUCUAACAAAUCUAACCAUAGUUUUUUUCUUUCGUUGCCUCCAUUUGCGGUUGAAUUUAAGGGAUGGUAAAACAUGUGCUUAGUCAUCAUUUAAAGCAAAAGUGCUUCGUCAUCUAAAAACUUGGGCGUCUUAAAUCGGCGAAAUAUCGUAAUGCUUCUGCUCGAAUACAUUUUCCGUUUGAAAUAUGACCACCAAAUGGUUUUUGUUUCCUACAUUCAUUCAUUCCUCGUUGUUGAUUAUUAUGUUUUUCACUGUUAUAUUUUUUCGUGUCGUACUAGUUGGCGAUGAAAUGAGAUGCCCAUGCAAACCACAAUCUGCAUUACAAAAAUUUGAAGCUUUUUGUCAGAUACUGUGAUUCCAACGUUCAUAUCCUACACUUACUGUAAACGUAUGAUGCAUAAUAUUCCUUUGUGCGCAAAUUAGCUCUCCAAGUCGGCAUAAUACCUUCGGCUCGCGUUUGAAGAACAUAAUAAUUUUGCUGACCACUGUGGUUGUAACACAACGCUUUUGGAUUGCUCAGCAUUUCACUCGUAUUGCACAAUACAUUACGUGCAUUUAGAAGACAAAGAUUUAAAAUAAUUUUUGGUCUUUAGACUAAUUAAACAUUGAAGUAUAAAUCGCCAAAGUGCGAAUUUUUACAUUGAAAAUGGCGUCCAAUCUCACGCUCAAACUGGCCGCAAGACAUCUAGGUCAAAAAAAGAAAAUGACGAUGUUUAUAUAAUUAGCCCAUGGCUUGGUGCUAGAUUUAUAUAACUUAACAACAACAAGCCAUGAACUGAUUGAUCAGUGUCACUGGUAACUCCUUUUAAUAUGUUUGAAUUAUGCAAUUGAGAUAUGUUUCCGAUCGUAUUUGCAAACGUUUUGUUUGCUUUUAAUAUCAUGUGACAUAAAACUAGAUAGGUAUCGAAAUCGAGUUGUGACAUUCACAAAGAAAAUCAUCGAUGACAAACAUUUUGUCACGGAUUGGACGCUCGCAUAAGUCAGCGAAGUACCCCAGAAAGGUUUUGGUGUAGGUGAAAUCUAUGUUGAAGUGUUAUAUAAACUUGGAUAACAUUUGAUUGUGUCGCUUCUUGCGUAAGCAAGGUUUUCUCUUGACGGGAAAUGUACGUUAUGUUUACGUCAAAUCCAAAAAUAAGUCGAAAGCGAGAUUGGCAUUUUAUUUUUCUCCACAGAGCUUACAUUUACGACAAUUACUCUUACGAGUGUCAAUGUAGAGCGGGGUUGUUCUUAGACAAAACUCAGGAUCGUCGGUAACAGCAGCAAACUGUUUUAUUUCCACGUAGUUGACUUCUCGACUUUACAGCACUAAGCUUCCUCACAUUUACACACACCCGCACACACUUCUUCUUUUUUUGACGAAACUAUCGCUUUUAUAAACAUAAAGUCCAAGGAUCUAGAAACGUCUCUAAAGAACUAAAUUAAGAAGAUUAACACGGUUUCUAAACCUGUGUAAUUGCAUAAGAAAUAGAACAGUAUAGAAUGUUCUUAUACAAGAAGGUCACGGCUGGAUGACUUCGGGUUCUAGACUGUUCUGUAGAAUGUUCGAGGACUUAAUUUAGACAAUUUUUCGUAACAAUUACAUUAAUUGUAACUUUCAAUCUUUAUUUUAUGAAAGUGGGCAUAGAUCUUUUCAUAGCUAUCUGUUUUGAGAAACAGGUUGAUCUUUCUUCUUUUUUCUCUAACAGCUUUGUAGGACUGGAGCAGAUGUCCUGUGCAAGCCAGAUCAAAUAACGUUGACUUAUACCGGAAAGGUGGGAUAUCAAUGUUUAGAUUGUCCCACAUGUCCCCCCGGAUCGCAGCCUUCUGUUCCAUGUGGAUCCACUAUCGAAAACUGGACAGCCAUUCACUGCGUUCCAUGCCCACUUGGAAAAGCAUUUUCUGACAAUUAUGAUAAAGCUCAGUGUGCAGCUUGUUCCGUAUGCUCGACAGGGAAGGCAGUACUAAAGAACUGCACUCGUAUCUCAAACAGCAAGUGCAGUAAAUGCAGAAAAGGAUAUUACUAUGAGUCUUUUUCAUUUGCCUGCAAGCCUUGUGCGGAAUGUUGCGGCGAUGGAAAUGAUGAAUUCGUCAAAGAAUGCGAACGCUACGAUCACAAAUGCCAAGUUAGGCCCACGCCAUGCAGCCACACUCAGACAACUCCUUUGGGAACAACAACGCCUACUGGAAUUGUGCCAACAACUCAGGAGACACGCCUAACUGUCAUGUACAACAAAAAAAUGACAGGACACAGAAAAGAGAAAGACUUACCUUUUAAUGAGUUAAAAACGUCAUUGAAACCAACUCAGGUUGAUUAUAAGGCCCCAGACAAAGAAGGAGAGUUUGAGAAUGCUGUUGGAACUGAGAUUUCGUCCGUAAUAAUCUUGUUUGCGGUAGUUGCUGUACUUUGCAUAGUAGUUCUUGUCUUGAUCAUCCUUAGGAAAUUAAUUAGACUACGACUUUCACUGAGGCAUCCAAGAGAGGUGGAUUCGAGUGAUGUUGACAAUUAUUCUUCUCACGGAAGAACACGGUCUGUGUCUAAUCAGUCCCAGUCCAGUGAUUUUGCAUCUCCUCUUCUCCAUCCAGCAGCACUCUCUAAUAAUAAUUCGUCUACACUACAUCAACAAAAUGGAUUAGCACCAAAUGCGCUAAUGGAGUCUGGAAUAUCUCUGUCACGUGAACCAGCAUCACCAUUCCAAGUUGGGUCUGAAUUCUCCCUUCCAAACCAUCCGGAGCCCCAUCGUCCUCUCCAGUCUGAGCCAUCUCAGUCUGAAGCAACUGAAGUAAGUGGAUCUACGUCACCUCUUCACAUCUUGACUGAUUCAUCUGAGAAAACUGGGUUAUCACCUCUAGUAGGUCUGUCGAAAGAGGCACCGACUCCAAACCCUUCCAAUUCAUCUGAACCCAACCAAGGUGCUUCUUCUUUGACCAGUGCCUGUCGAUCAACUCAUUUAAGAGAGCCUGAAUCAUCUCAUCCAGGUCACUGUGAUUCGCCCCAAGCCGAUCUUCACUCUGUUUCGUCCUAUCCUACACGAUCACCAUCUCAGGGUAGUAGAAGUGCGUCUUCACAGCCCUCUGAUUCCUGCUCACCUAUACAAGCUGAAUACACAUGUACAUCAACGACUGGUGAGUUAAUCAGGAGUAGAACAGUCGUGUUUUGUUAUGCUUUUCUUCUAGUUCUCAUUCUCCGGAAAGUUAACCUUGAGGCAUAUGCGGACAUUUGUAACGAUGCAGUACCACCUGUAUCUUCCCCUGAAAAUUUGAAACAGAGAAGCAAUUUUCAAUCUCAUACACCUUUACUUGACUCAAGCAAAUAUGAAACAUUCAUAAAGUAAUUAAUUCUCCGAAAGUGAUAAAGAAGUAACUGUUACCCUGCAAGAAAUUUAUUAUUCAUACUCUUGCGCAACGAUGGCUUGACUGUACUUACAAUAUUAAUUUUGGUUCCUAGGUGGUAUGACUCUUGAAAAGCUGGAUGAAAAUCAUGUAGAAAUAUUUGAUUGGAUGUGCAUGAAACUCGAUCAAAAAAGAUCAGGUACGCGUUAUGACUUUGAAAGUUUGGCUAAAUGCUACAAACUUUCGCCCACAGUACGAGGCUCUUUGAAACAAGAGUACCACCACGGAGGCAGUCCUUCUAGUGCUUUGAUGGAUCACAUUAAGGCCAAACACCCAAAUCUGCCCAUUCAUCAACUUAUUGAAGACCUGGAAAAAAUAGGAAGGAAAGAUAUAGCGGAGGGAUUAAAGGCAGAAGUGUUUCGAAAAGAUGACAGUUCACCAACACUAGACCGUUCACCUCGUGUCAAUUGCUAGAGAAAGAAUAACUUACUAAUAACGCGUCGAUCAACUGGAAGCUUCAGCAUUCCCCCCAGGCAACCCUCAAGACAUUUGAACUUUUGAAAAUUGGAAAGAUCAAAUCUCCCACUGAACCAAAAUUGCGUUCAAAUGCCCCACCCAAUAAUGAACGAUUCUUCGCGUGAUCACCGAAUGUUGUAGAAUCAAACAAAGUAGGGUUUGGUGUUGCAAUUGAAUGUUUCGCUUGGAAGUAUCAAUCUAUGAUGUAAAAAUUAUCUUUCUGAGCCAUUUGCUUGCGAAAGCGGACUCUUUACCUUUACACUCCUAAAACAGGUGUAUAACGCCGGAAAGACUUGACAUUUCCGGUUCAAACGCCCCACCCCACCCCACACAGGCAAGGUUCGAAUUUCCCACCCACCGGUACAGACAGCAGUCAAAUGCCUGUUGGUUGUAGGCUCUUACCGAUAGUGCUAGCACUUUUUUUUGGUAUUAUUUGGCUUCGCGAGCAUUUUUUUUUACGUUUUAUCCCAAAAAGCACUGCUAGCAUUAUUUUGGAUUUUCGACUGAUUAUUUGUAUAAUUUUGUGAUAAAAAGCACAAUCUGACUUUAUUUAUGUCGUCCAAAGCCGCAUUUUGCCCUUAUUUUAGUCAAAGGAGCCGAGGAGGCCUGGGGAAUAGAUUUGAUAGGUCAGCGGUUGCCUUCUAGAAACCCAGUCCAUCACACUCGUUCCAAGAUGGCGUCAUCCACGUUGUCAUCGAGAAACAAUGGAAGUCAGCCAGCCAAGGCAGAUGGCUCGAGAGAGUACUCUGCCAUCAAUCAGAGGAAAAAAUAAGACUAUAAGAAUAUUCUAUGUUUAAAAAAAUAGGAAAAAAGUGAGAAUUUUUAUGUAACCCACGAGCACUUUUUAAAAAAAUUAGCAUUAUUUUCGUACUUUUUUGGCAAAAAACAAGCACUGCUUUAAACAUUUAAUGCUUUUUUUUACGAGCACUAUCGAUAAAAGCCUGUUUGGUUGCCCGGGGAAUUUUUUUACCGUAACUAACCUAAUAAGCAUGAGGCAUGUGUAACUUCUUGGGCUCACAGAUAAACUUUCUGAGGCCAAAAUGCAGAUCAAAUUUUCUUCCGCUUUAUUACCCAAAUUGAUGCACACAUUGCUGAAUUUAAAGGCUUACGUUACUGAAUAUGGGAGCUAAGACAGGCUUUCUAUAUAUAUAUUUUUUAUAGCAACACUAUCUGACCUGCCUAUCCCAAAAACAUUUUUUUAAUGGGAAGGAGGAGGACUUCGAUUCGGCUGAAAAACUGACUUGAAACAUAAUAAUCUAACGCUUUUAAAUCAAUCUAUUGAAUUAAUGUCAAUCACGAUUCUUGUGCUCGAAUAAAUCUGUCAACAAGAGGCAACGCCUAUUUAUUAAACGAAACACCCACUGCUACACUUUCUUGACAUUUAAAGCAAAGUACUCUUGAUCUCUGAAGCGUUUCAAAGCCUGCG
Molecule: messenger RNA, 10722 nt
Organism: Pocillopora meandrina
Lineage: Eukaryota; Metazoa; Cnidaria; Anthozoa; Scleractinia; Pocilloporidae
Source: the annotation of a GenBank genome assembly